Messenger RNA from Papaver somniferum (opium poppy), 984 nucleotides. RefSeq lists its product as uncharacterized. The coding region runs from base 1 to 984 and encodes 327 amino acids. The record is from RefSeq and is a predicted model, not a curated record. NCBI's taxonomy places the organism in Eukaryota, Viridiplantae, Streptophyta, Magnoliopsida, Ranunculales, Papaveraceae. The transcript has 2 exons.
AUGAUACAUGUUGUCACUAGAAUUGGCCAGAGUAAACCUAAGGUUUUAGUCACCUUCAUGUAUGGAUCUACUCACACUGAUAAGAAACAUGAACAAUGGGAGCUCACGGUGAGAAUUAGUGAGAAUAGUAUGCAACUCUGGUUGGUAAUAGGUGUUCUUAAUUUUCACUUGCAUGAUUUUUUUGAUUCUUCCAAUAUGAUUAAUGAUGAUAAGUAUAUUCGAGACAAGGCUAAUGUGUGUGGCCUUAUGGACCUAGGCUAUGCUGGUAUGAACUUUACUUGGUCAAGUAAUAAUAUGGGCACUAGUAGUAGAAAAUCCAGAAUUGAUAUGUCUUUAGGAAAUCAUAACUGGUGCAUUAAUUUCCCAUAUGCUAGGCUACAACAUUUAGUACAAGCUGGCUCUGAUCACCGCCCCAUUAUACUAGUAGUUCUGGUGGUUUUAAGCUAUCUGCUAAGAAACAAAGUACUAGAAGAAGACUAUCAAACUGGAAAAAAAAUUGAAUUUGGAGAUAUUGAUAGAAAUAUCGAUAAUCUGCAAAAUCAAUUGGAAACUGUUCAAAGAAAGAAUCCCUCUGAUUCUCAACAUGAUAGGAUAGUCAAUAUUACUAAAAACCUAGAUCAUUGGUUUAGUAUUAAGGUUGAAUUCCAUAAGCAGAAGUCUGGCGAGAAAUUCAUAACAUAUAUGGAUCAUAAUACUAAAUAUUUUCAUAGCCUAGAUAAUAGGAGAAUGUUUAGGAAAAGCAUUGACACUCUGUGUGAUUCUAAUGGUAUCUGGUAUAAUAAUAGAGAUGAUAUUUCUAAUGCUCUUGUUUCUCAUUUCAAUUUUAUGAGUAAUACAACUAAUCCUUGUAUUUCUGAAGAUACUUUUGAUAUUAUACCUACCAUUUUCUCUGAUCAGGAUACCACUAGAUUUACUAAUAUUGUUAAAAGCAUGACUGCCUGGAGUUCUCCAGGACCAAAUGGUUUUCAAGCUGGUUUUUAUUAG